UACCACGAAAAAGGAAGACUUGUAUGGGGAGACUUUCACCUCGUUGCUCGAAACGUAUAUAUGCGUGUUUUCACUAUGCUUUUCCUCUGUCAAAAGCAAUCUCUCACAUUAACUUCUAUUCACAUUCAUCGAUUUCCCAUAUAGAUUCUGAUUCGCAGUUAUAUCAACCAUUGUACUAGUUCAAUUUUCCAAUUCUUUGUUUCCCAGAUUUUUUGCUCCAGCUGCAGGUUCUUGAGUGGAUUCUACUGGCGUUUGUAUUAUUGUUUGAGAACUCCUGGAUUAUUUGAUUGAAUGGAUGUGGAGGGAGCCGGUACUUUGUCAGGAAAUGGUGCAGAAUCUGUAGAAUCUCGUUCCCGUCCUGUUCGACAACAUUUGAAUAAUGCUGUAUAUCAGUUUACUCAACAAAAUCUCCCAGCAUGUAAACCUGUCCUGACACCAGCAUGGGUCAUUUCAAUGUUUUUCUUGAUAGGCGUCAUUUUUAUUCCAAUUGGACUUCUCUGUCUUCAUGCUUCUGAAAGUGUUGUUGAGAUUGUUGACAGAUAUGAUACAGAUUGUGUGCCAGAUCAUCUCAAGGGCCAAAAAGUUGCUUACAUUAAAGAUAGCUCGGUGUCGAAGAAUUGUACGCGAUACUUAAAGGUGCCUCAAAAUAUGAAAGCUCCGAUUUUCAUUUAUUAUCAACUCGAUAACUAUUACCAGAACCACAGAAGGUAUGUUAAAAGCAGAAGUGAUAAACAGCUUUUACACGGUCUAAAGUACAAAGAUACAAGUUCUUGCAACCCUGAAGGCGAAAAUAAUGGUCUCCCAAUUGUUCCUUGUGGUUUGAUUGCAUGGAGCUUGUUUAACGACACAUACUCCUUUUUCCGUGGAAUAGAUGCUUUAAAAGUUAACAAGAAAAAUAUUGCUUGGAGAAGUGAUCGUGAACAUAAAUUUGGGAAGCAUGUUUAUCCAUUCAAUUUCCAGAGUGGGUCUCUAAUUGGUGGUGCAACGUUGGAUCCUGACAUUCCUCUAAGUGAUCAGGAGGAUUUCAUUGUAUGGAUGCGUACUGCUGCUCUCCCUAGCUUCCGUAAGUUAUAUGGGAGAAUUGAAGAAGACUUAAAUGAAGAUGAUUUAAUUAUGGUGAAGCUAGCAAACAACUACAACACAUACAGCUUUGGUGGAAGGAAAAAACUUGUUCUUUCAACAACCAGCUGGCUGGGAGGCCGGAAUAACUUCCUUGGAAUGUCCUACAUUGCCGUCGGCUCUUCAUUUAUCUUCCUCGCUUUUGUCUUCUUAUUGCUUCAUGUGAAAAAUCCAAGGCCUUAUGGAGAUACAAAUUUAUCAUGGAACAGGAAAGGCAUGUCAAACUAGAAGAUAGAUUUCCUUGAAAGACACCUCCUGGUAUAUAAAUGAAGUUAUAUCAGAUAUUUUCAGAGCAAAAAGAUCAAAAGUAUACAUUACAGAAUCUGCGAACUAUUCAUACAAUCAGUCUGUGACUUGAUAUGUUAGCGCAACUGUACCUUUUGCCGAUGAGUUAUGUAAGCAUAUAUGUUUUGUAUAGUUUAUAUGAAAGAUUACGAAGAGGCUAUUAUUGGUGUUCAAGAGGUCAAUUUCCAUUGGGUGUCCUAUAAUAUUUCCUUUGAGAAUACAGCAUGUGUGUACUUAAGACACCAUACUUUGUGAA
Molecule: messenger RNA, 1660 nt
Organism: Nicotiana attenuata
Lineage: Eukaryota; Viridiplantae; Streptophyta; Magnoliopsida; Solanales; Solanaceae
Product: putative ALA-interacting subunit 2
Exons: 10
Coding region: 292-1347 (351 amino acids)
Cellular component (GO): endoplasmic reticulum; plasma membrane; Golgi apparatus
Source: RefSeq, a predicted model, not a curated record